Molecule: messenger RNA, 3160 nt
Organism: Hordeum vulgare subsp. vulgare (domesticated barley)
Lineage: Eukaryota; Viridiplantae; Streptophyta; Magnoliopsida; Poales; Poaceae
Product: carbon catabolite repressor protein 4 homolog 6
Exons: 15
Coding region: 136-2874 (912 amino acids)
Molecular function (GO): 3'-5'-RNA exonuclease activity
Source: RefSeq, a predicted model, not a curated record
GCGUCGGCAGCACACCGCCUCCCGUCCCCUUCGUCGCCGCGCCAGCAGUCAACUCCGCCGCCCCCGGCGACUCGUCGAAUGCGGCUGUUCCCAGGCCGCCGCCCGCCGUUGCCGCCACCGUCGUGACCACAGGGGAUGCGCGUCGUCCCCUCAGCUUUUCUCCGUCGAGCCGCCUCGAUGUCCUCUCACUACAACCGCCGAGGAUCCUCGCGGCCUCACCGCGGAUACUCCUCCCGCCCCCCGCCUCCUUCCGCCUACGCCGACGCCGAGCUCGUCAGCGGCGAUUCCCACCUCAGCACUGUGCCCGCUGCCAACGAUUCCCUCCGUCGCGGCGGGGGUCCUCGCGCGUCUCCACCGCAGUACAGGCACGGGCCGCAGCUCCAGCCGCCGCCGUACGGAUAUGGCUAUGGUCAACCUCAACCACAUCCGCAGCCGCAGCCGCAGGUUCAGCCUUACGGGUUUGUGCCGUACAACUACAGCCAUCCGCCGCAGGGGCCGUUCCCAGGCCCUCAGUACGGCUACGGGACUCCAAAUCAGUACGGUCACUGGCAUCCACAGCCAUACAGAGUUGUGCCACCGAAUGGAGGGUUCCUGCCACGGAAUGCUGGGUUCCGACCUGCGGCGCCGCAGCUGCAAUCGAGGCUGGCACAGUACAAACGAGAGUGGCGAUCUGUGCAGAAGCUGCCACCGCGCCAUGCUGAGAGGUUUAAGGUUCUGUCAUACAAUAUACUGGCGGACUAUCUGGCCCAGGAGCACCAAGAUCUUUAUAGAGACAUACCAUCAUUUAUCAUGGACUGGAACUGGCGUAAGAAUAGGAUAGGUUUAGAGAUCAGCUGUUGGCGUCCAGAUAUUAUAUGUUUUCAGGAGGUAGACAAAUUUACUGACCUUGAACAAGAAAUGUCAACCCGAGGAUAUACCGGCAUAUGGAAGAUGCGGACUGGAAAUGCUGUUGAUGGAUGUGCCAUAUUUUGGAGGACAGCAAGGUUCCAGUUGUGUUAUAAAGAAGACAUCGAGUUCAAUAAGCUUGGGCUUCGGGAUAAUGUUGCACAGCUUUGUGUUUUAGAAUCAGUGUUUCAAAGAAAUGUGCAAACUGGAUCUACUCACUUAUCUACUAGCUCUAUCCAUCCACAACAAGCCAAACAAGUUGUUAUAUGUAACAUUCAUGUUCUUUAUAAUCCGAAGAGAGGGGACAUAAAACUUGGCCAGAUAAGGACACUCCUUGACCGAGCUUAUGCUACAUCUAAGAGGUGGAAUGAUGCUCCGGUAAUACUCUGUGGGGACUUCAACGCUACACCGAAGAGCCCGCUGUACAAUUAUAUAUUGGAGCAAAAGUUGAAUUUGUUUGGGCUUGCAAGAAAUGCUAUAUCAGGGCAGCAAACUAGUUCACAUGGGCUUUAUACUGGUUCUAACACAUCUCGUUAUACAUUCCGUCCACCUUUACACAUGACCAAUGGUAGAGAGGGAAGAAUGAUUACUCUAGAUGUCCAUAAGCCUCAAAGCGAAGCAAAAAGUUUGGUCAGAGAUUCUUGCCUUGCUGGAAGAGAACCUGUUUUGACCGCUAUUGCUUCAACAUCUUGCUUAAACUCUGAAUCGAGUAAAUAUUUUGGCAACAAUAGACCUUGUUCUGGCCCUAGUAAUCUUGACGAGCAAGGAUUAUCAAGCUGUUUGUCAGGUCUUGCAAAGGAUGCCUGUAAUUCUGAUGGUGCGGCUGAAUGUGAAGAAGGCGCGGCUGUUGACAGCUCCUCUGAAGAAUGUUUUGAAGGAAUCAAAGUUGAAUCCAGAGAACCUGACAUUGGUGGCGUCCAAUGUUCACAAACUGCUGUAUAUGAUGAGGCCAUCCAGUCAGAUUCAAGUGAAGCAAUUAGCAGACACCUACUUUCAUCUGAAUUAUCUGGGCGUAUAGAUUCUGUCGGAGAAUUAAGAUGUGUUAGCAGUAAGGAUCCAAAUUCCCUGGGAGACUUGUCUGGGAAUGUGAUUUGUGAAGAUGUUACAGGUGGUUUUGAAGGAAAUAGUGCUCAAUCAGAUACGUUGUUGAAUGUAUCAAAGGAAAACCCUGGUGAAAAGGAAAAGUGCAAUGAAUCCAUGUCUGGUCAAAACAAUUGUACAACUCCCAAGUCAGAAUCGUCCCAUUUCAGUGAUUCUCUGAAGUCUGCUGAUGCACGGUGUAAAAUGAGCAAUAUGAGAGUAGACGAAGAAAUUAAUACCGGAUCAACUCACUUAACAUCUCCAGUAGAACAACUAACACAUCAAACAAAUAGUGCCACUUCAGAUUCCUGUGGCAAUCAGUGUACUCCUGAAGUAACCAACAAGCAUUUAGACUCAUAUUCCUGCCCAGAAGAGUUUGGAAAUCAUGCUUGUUCUGUUGAGGAUGAUGUCACAGCUAAUGAAAAUUUGUGCACUAAUGUGUUAUCUGACCCUACCUCGUUCAAAGAAUUUGCUGGUGAUAAUGAAUGCUUACAUCUGGAUAAAAAUCAGCUGCCAACAAUUUCAAAUGGUUCACGACAUGCUCACAAGGUGGUUCCUUAUGGAGGGUACUAUAAUGAUCCGUACAGGUGGACAGUAGAUGAAAUGAAGGCUGCUACUGGGAAGGAAGAAUGUACUUAUGUGGAACAUAAUUUGAAAGUAAGGAGUGUCUACACAGAUGUGGAGGAUUUUCAUGGGACAAAAGAUGCCAAUAAGGAGCCCUUGGUAACCAGUUACAACAGAAAAUUUAUGGGGACAGUGGACUACAUAUGGGCUUCUGAAGAUCUUCAGACUGUUAGCGUGCUAGAUACAUUUCCAGAAGGGAUUUUGAAGGAGACAAUUGGAUUCCCCACAAAGAAAUGGGGAAGUGAUCAUAUCGCAUUGGUCUGUGAACUGGCGUUUAAGGAAUGAUGUUCAUGAUACAGUAAAAGAGGGAUUUCAGUGCCAUUGAAGGCGCCCGCAUGACAAGACAACGACUACCUAGUACAAGCCUCAGGCGAAAUAAUCUUAUCCAGAACAAUCGUUGAACAUUUCUCCGUCAAUCACGUUAAGUAAAUACUCACUCCGUCCCAAAAUAAGUGUCGUAAAUUUAGUACUAAGGAGUGACACUUGUUUAGGACGGAGGGAGCAUAUAUACAUGGAAAACCAAAUUCCUGCUUUCUUAGUUCAAUAUAAGAGCUCGCCAGCAUUUUCUUUC